This is a messenger RNA of Megalops cyprinoides (Indo-Pacific tarpon), 3280 nucleotides long. It is a transcript of the gene col9a1b, whose product is annotated as collagen, type IX, alpha 1b. The coding region runs from base 1 to 2799 and encodes 932 amino acids. Lineage: Eukaryota; Metazoa; Chordata; Actinopteri; Elopiformes; Megalopidae. The transcript is spliced from 38 exons. The record is from RefSeq and is a predicted model, not a curated record.
AUGGGAGGAUUCACGAGGCACGAACUCCUCCACCUCUACUUUUUGUGCAGUUGUAUUUCGCCGAGUCUCUCUACAGGUCUACACUCACAACAAUUUUCUUAUUCUGCUGGCAGUGGAAUUCAAACCGAACAAGCGAUAUGUGCGCAGGUUAAGAUCAGGGAGGACACCGUCCCAGGAUUUCAUAUCAUUUCCCAGUUUCAUCUAGCAGCGGAGACAAUGAGGGGAACCGUCAAAAAGGUGGUCGGAUCAACACCUAUACAUGUAGCAUACAAACUUGGGCCAGAAUCCAACUUCAAGAUACAAACAAGAUCUGCAUACCCUCUUGGACUACCAGAAGAGUUUGCAUUUCUAACUACUUUCCGGAUGAAUGGCAGCACCAUAAAUAAGAACUGGAACAUUUGGCAAAUGCAGGAUCUAAAUGCCAAAGAACAACUGGCAGUAAGAAUGAAUGGGGAAUCCUUCUCCUUGGAAUUCUCCUACACAACACCGGAUAAAAGAGGACAGACUGCUGUUUUCUCUUUCCUGCCAUUUCUGUUUGAUUCACAAUGGCACAAGAUCUUACUGACCGUCAAAAGGGGGUCAGUAAACCUUUUUGUUGACUGCAUAAUGAUAGACUCUCAGAACCUACUUCCUAGAGACAAAGUGAACCUGGAUGGGUUUACACUCAUUGGGAAAUUAAAGGAUAACCCUGCUAUAGCAGUGCCGUUUGAGUUGCAGUCAAUGCUGAUUCACUGUGAUGCUGCACGGGCACAACGAGAAACCUGCAACGACCUUCCAGCCAGAAGAUCGAUUUCACAGGCAGAACUUGAGAGAGGCACGCCUGGUCCCCGAGGCCCCCCUGGCCCACCGGGUCCUGCAGGUGUCCCCGGAAUCGAUGGCAUAGCUGGUGACAGAGGCCCCGAUGGUGAAGAUGGCCCUACUGGCCCUGAUGGUGAUGCUGGUAAACCUGGGUCUGCAGGAUUGCCAGGACUGCCAGGAGCUGAUGGAUUGACGGGGCCUGCAGGAGAUGCUGGCCCAGAUGGCCCCAUUGGACAGAAGGGAGAACCUGGAAAACCUGGGCCACGUGGAGAAGCAGGUGUUGGACCUGAUGGACCCCCUGGCCCACCUGGACCAGGAGGGCUUCCGGGUGAACAGGGGAAAGUUGGGCCUCCUGGAGCCAUGGGAGUCAGAGGGCCUCAGGGGCCACGGGGCCCUUCCGGACCUCGAGGAGCAGCAGGAAUGCGUGAUCUCAGCACAGAACUGUGUCCCAACGCCUGUCCACCAGGCGCCCCUGGGCAUCCUGGUCUCCCAGGUAUGAAGGGCCACAAAGGUGUAAAAGGAGAAUCUGGUGAACCAGGGAAACAAGGGCACAAGGGUGAAGAGGGUGACCAGGGGGCCCCUGGGGAGGUUGGAGCACAGGGCCCACCAGGUCCUCAGGGCAUCAGAGGAAUCACAGGGAUGAUGGGACCUAAAGGUGAAAUGGGACCACGGGGCAAUGAUGGUAACCCAGGGCAACAGGGUAUCCAGGGGUCUACGGGGGAUCAAGGCCAAAGAGGCGUGAUGGGUGAGACUGGCCCAAAAGGUGAUCAAGGGCCUCAAGGGCAACGGGGAAUCACUGGGCUUCCUGGGCCUAAAGGAGAGGGUGGGCUGCCAGGAGUAGAUGGCCGCGAGGGAAUCCCAGGAAUGCCAGGAGCCAAGGGGAACACUGGGAAACCAGGAUCUCCAGGGGAGGUGGGACUUCAGGGACUUCCUGGUUUGCCUGGCGCUCCCGGGCCGAAAGGAGUCAGCGGUGAAAAGGGUAACGCUGGUGAUCCAGGCCUCGUUGGGACGAUGGGGUCCGCUGGUAAAACGGGAGAGCGCGGAGAACAAGGAGAAGUUGGACCAGUUGGACCAAUUGGUGGGCCAGGAGAUGUUGGAGAGCGUGGCCCUGUUGGGCCUCCGGGAAAACCUGGCCCUCGGGGAGCAAAGGGUGAUCUGGGCCUGCCUGGACUUCCUGGCCCCCCUGGUCUGCCUGGAGUGAAGGGAGAUCGGGGUGAUGUUGGUCUAACAGGUCCUAAGGGUGAACAAGGUAGUCCAGGUGCUGAGGGAACACCAGGAGAAAAGGGUGAUGUGGGUGACCAAGGUGAACCUGGGCCUAAAGGAUCGACGGGAAAUCCAGGAGAACCUGGGAACCGGGGACCAGAGGGAAGCAGAGGCCAACCUGGCAUUGAGGGACCCCCUGGCACUGCUGGACCCAGGGGCAUGCAGGGAAACAGAGGGCUGCCUGGGUCACGGGGGUCACAAGGGCCAGCGGGCAAAGAACCCAGCGAUCAGCACAUCAGACAAGUGUGUAUGAGGGUAAUGCAAGAGCAGUUGGCCCAACUGGCUGCCAGUCUGAGAAGGCCAGAGUCUGGAGCUGCUGGGUUGCCUGGCCGACCGGGCCCAACCGGUCCCCCAGGGGCCCCUGGAGACAGUGGUUUCCCUGGACAGGCUGGAGCAAGAGGUUUGCCAGGUCUCAAAGGACCACCUGGACUUCUGGGACUAAAGGGACCCAAAGGUGAGAUGGGAGACAGAGGGGACAGAGGACCCACAGCACGAGGGCCCAAGGGCCAGCCUGGAGCUCCUGGUCUGCCAGGUGAACCUGGAAAACCAGGGUAUGGUCAAGAUGGGCGGGAUGGAGAGAGGGGCCCGCCCGGUGUGCCUGGACAGCCAGGCGUCCCUGGGCCUCCUGGUCCUCCUGGGCCCAAUGGCUACUGUGACCCGUCUGCCUGCAACCUGCAGGCGGUGGCUGCGCCUCAAUCUCUGAAGGACUCCAGCAUGAAAGGACCAGGGGGGAACUGAGCCCAAAUGCUGGGCAAGAGAGAACCCAGAGACUAAUGGAGAGACCCUCCUCUUCGAACUGACGCCAUAACAUCCUCACAAUGUUUCUACGGCAGCAUACAGCCUUACAGUAACGUUGUGAGAAUGUUACACAGUGGCCGAGUCCAGCAAGCCUAUUUUGGUAAUACACAAAGAUAAUGCAGUGGUGCUCCAUUUUUUUAUUGUUCUUACAGAAAUGUGCCUUAGGGUAAUGAUAUUACCUGACAUGUCCCCUUAUUUGUCAUUCCUGAUGGAAGUAGUGCUAGUGUAGUCGUCCCACAGCCCCAGGUCCCCGCCUCCCCUCCAUAAAGUAGGACUGUGGUUUUACCUCAGCUGUAGCUUUCGCCCUCAGUAUUUAUAAAAUAUUAAUGCUCUCCCCAUUUCCUAAAGAAGUAAUACCAGGUCAUUCAUUCAUGGACAAAGUGACUUUCUUUUUGUCUUGACGUAUGUGCUGUACUAUGUU